GGUAUUAAAGGGUGAGGUGUCAACCCUAGUCGGAGGGCCAAAUACAAUGGGCAAUAAGCUUCUGAUUUAAUCUGUCUGCAUUUUAUAUCUGCCUGUGUAUGGGGGCCUUAAGCACAGAUAUGUGAGAUAGUUCACACAUGCAAAGUUACACAGACUCUCUGCACACAAGUUCUCUAGCAGGUUUUCAUUGCCAGUAAAUGAGUCACAUGGGAAAUUGGUGUAUUAUGUUUUUAGCAUUUGUGUUGCACCAAUAAGAUGAAGGAAUAUCUGUUUAGUAACAAUGAUGUAAAGCAGGAGGGAGGUGGAGCCACAAGUUUCUCUCAUAUUCCCCGCCCAUUUUUCUUUCAUUGUCGAGAGUGUAGAAAGGGAAAGAAACACAGAGAGGACAAAUUGAAAUUGCCGCUUUGUUGCCCAAAAUGUCAGCAAAGGAGCAGCUCACUGAAGAGGUUGAGAAACUAUUGGAUGAGUCUGAUAAGACACCACAGGACAAGAAACUGACUCAAAUAAAUGGAGUGUUAUAUCCUGGUAUUUUAUGCACUGAGGAGACCUUUAAGGCUUUGGAAUCAUUUGAGGCAAGAGAGGAUGAUCUGAUGCUGGUUUCUUACCCUAAAUGUGGAACUACUUGGUCUUUGAAUUUACUAAAUGACAUGGUGCAGACAAUAUACAAUAAAGAUCCACCAAAUAUGAUUCAAAUAUUAGAAUUUGGAGCUCCUGACAAGUAUGAGAAACUAAAUGAAGAACCAGCUCCAAGAGUUUUAGGGACACACCUGCAUUAUGAUAAUAUCCCCCAGUCCUUUUUUAAUAAGAAAGUAAAGUUGCUUGUUGUAUUUCGGAAUCCAAAAGACACUGCAGUAUCCUUUUUUCAUUUCUAUAACAAAAAUCCAAUGCUUCCCAACUACAGUUCCUGGGAUACAUUUUUUGAAGACUUCAUUGGUGGAAAAGUUUGCUGGGGAUCCUAUUUUGAUCAUGCCCUUGCAUGGAACCAACACAUUGAUGAUGAUGAUGUUUUGAUAAUGACAUUUGAGGAAAUGAAGGAGGACCUGGAGGCAGCAGUAAAGAAAAUAUCUGAAUUCUAUGGGUUUUCUAUGAGUGAUGAACAAGUUCACAAUGUUGCUGAGAAAGGCACAUUCACCGCCAUGAAAGAGAAACUGAAUAAUAUUAAAAAUGAAUUUGCACAGAUAUUUUUAAGGAAAGGUGAAGUUGGAGACUGGAAAAACCAUUUCUCCGAAGCUCAGAGCCAAGAAAUAGAUGCCAAGUUUGAGGCGUGUUUAGCAGGAACCAAACUAGGAGACAUGCUGAAGUAUAAUGUAUAUUGCAAAUAGGCCAUAGUGGGUGUAGGGAUGAAUUCAUCUUAAUUGUUUGUCAUAAUAAAUGUUUUUGAAUAUAUAUCUAAAGUGGGAUAUAUAAUUUUUUAAAGUACCCUUACAGAGUUUCUAA
This is a messenger RNA of Xenopus laevis (African clawed frog), 1437 nucleotides long. It is a transcript of the gene sult6b1.4.L, whose product is annotated as sulfotransferase 6B1. Bases 417 to 1322 code for a protein of 301 amino acids. The record is from RefSeq and is a predicted model, not a curated record. The transcript has 7 exons. NCBI's taxonomy places the organism in Eukaryota, Metazoa, Chordata, Amphibia, Anura, Pipidae. Gene Ontology annotation, molecular function: sulfotransferase activity.